GACAGACCGAACAUAUAAGAAGGAAACCAGAGAUCUCGUGCUAUUACGUCCCCGAGUCUAAGGGAACGAAUAAGCACAGACCUAAAAGCAUUAAAAGCAUUCUUCAGCCUGAAUUUUUAAGGGGUGCACGUAGGAACUAGGCAAGCUGAUUUAUGAUAACUAACUUUUAAACUCCAACGACCAAAGGCGUAAGAAGUAGAAGCUACUGAGCUUGCAAUAUGAAGAACGUCACCCUGGCCACCAUCAGCAAAAACAUCACCAACAGCCUUCACUUCGGACUUGUGAACAUCAUUGGCAACGAGUCGACCUCUAACUGCUCGCAUAAGCCGUCAGAUAAGCAUUUAGAUGCAAUUCCCAUCCUCUACUAUAUUAUUUUUGUGAUUGGAUUUCUUGUCAAUACUAUUGUGGUUACGCUGUUCUGUUGUCAAAAGGGUCCUAAAAAGGUUUCCAGCAUUUACAUCUUCAACCUGGCUGUGGCUGAUUUGCUGCUUCUGGCUACUCUUCCUCUCUGGGCAACCUAUUAUUCUUACAGAUAUGACUGGCUCUUUGGGCCUGUGAUGUGCAAAGUGUUUGGUUCUUUCCUGACCCUGAACAUGUUCGCAAGCAUUUUUUUUAUCACCUGCAUGAGCGUUGAUAGGUACCAGUCUGUUAUCUAUCCCUUUCUGUCUCAGAGAAGAAAUCCCUGGCAAGCGUCUUAUAUCGUUCCCCUUGUUUGGUGUAUGGCUUGUCUGUCCUCAUUGCCAACAUUCUAUUUCCGAGAUGUCCGAACCAUUGAGUAUUUGGGAGUGAACGCCUGCAUUAUGGCCUUCCCCCCUGAGAAAUAUGCCCAAUGGUCAGCUGGGAUUGCCUUAAUGAAAAAUAUCCUUGGUUUUAUUAUCCCUUUAAUAUUCAUAGCCACAUGCUAUUUUGGAAUCAGAAAACACUUACUGAAGACCAAUAGCUACGGGAAGAACAGAAUAACUCGCGACCAAGUCCUCAAGAUGGCAGCGGCUGUCGUUCUGGCGUUCAUCAUCUGUUGGCUUCCCUUCCAUGUUCUGACCUUCCUGGAUGCUCUGGCCUGGAUGGGUGUCAUUCAUAGCUGUGAAGUUAUAGCAGUCAUUGACCUGGCACUUCCUUUUGCCAUCCUUCUGGGAUUCACCAACAGCUGCAUUAAUCCCUUUCUGUAUUGUUUUGUUGGUAACCGGUUCCAACAGAAGCUCCGCCGUGUGUUUAGGGUUCCAAUUACUUGGCUCCAAGGCAAGCGAGAGAGUGUGUCAUGCCGAAAAAACAGUUCCCUUAGAGAAAUGGAGACCUUUGUGUCUUAAACACGAGAGUGGAAUACAUGUUCACAACACGGCUACUUGGUUCGAGGGCCCCUUGAAGGAUCGUUUAAUGCCUUUAGUCAAGGAGUAAGUUUCUCCCUUAAUGUAAUCUUUUCUCACUCUUCUAGAACAGGAAGCCAAAUAUGACUCGAAGUGUUACCCAGUGACUUUCAGGAAUUGCCCGGUUUCCUUCAGUUUCUGGGUACAAGACUGUCAUUGG
Molecule: messenger RNA, 1521 nt
Organism: Odobenus rosmarus divergens (Pacific walrus)
Lineage: Eukaryota; Metazoa; Chordata; Mammalia; Carnivora; Odobenidae
Gene: AGTR2
Product: angiotensin II receptor, type 2
Exons: 3
Coding region: 219-1304 (361 amino acids)
Biological process (GO): regulation of apoptotic process; immune response; G protein-coupled receptor signaling pathway
Cellular component (GO): membrane
Molecular function (GO): angiotensin type II receptor activity
Source: RefSeq, a predicted model, not a curated record